This is a messenger RNA of Paramecium tetraurelia, 882 nucleotides long. RefSeq lists its product as uncharacterized. Gene Ontology annotation, molecular function: ubiquitin protein ligase activity. The transcript has 3 exons. Gene Ontology annotation, biological process: positive regulation of ERAD pathway. The record is from RefSeq and is a predicted model, not a curated record. NCBI's taxonomy places the organism in Eukaryota, Ciliophora, Oligohymenophorea, Peniculida, Parameciidae.
AUGUCAUUAUAAGAAAAUUGUAGCAUUUGCUUUGAGGAUUACGUAGAUCCUAUUAAAUUGCCUUGUAAUCAUAUUUUUUGUCGAGACUGCAUAGUAGUUGCUCUAGAACAAAGGCAGAGUUGCCCGAUUUGCAGACGAUUAUGUUGUAACUACAUAAACUCGCCAUUUCUUUCCAUUACUGAACCUGAGGAAAGAAUGCAUGAACACUAAGGAGAGCCUUGCUUUGUUUAUAGAAUUACUCUACAUCACAAUGCCUUAACUCAAUUUAAUUUCUUUGAAAAGAGGUAUGAAACAUUAGAAAUUAGUAGAUAUGUGGAAAUGAUUACAGAAGUAUUGAAAAAAAAUUUGACUUUUAUAAUUGAUCCUCAAUAUAAUGACUGCUGCAUGAGAGUAAAGCUAGUUGAAUGUGUGCCAGUUCAUGAACAUUCAAUAUACGUCUGUACAGUUUAGAAUAUCCAACGUCUAAAAAUAAUUGGAUUUUCUGAAAGAAAAAUAUAGGAUUCUAAUUCUAAACUAAAAUAUUCAACUACGCAAAUAAUUAUUGACAAUUUUGACGAAGAAACUUUAUAGCUCUACUAGAAAUUACAUGGUUGUAUAGAUAAGAUAAUAGAAAUAUUGUCUCUGAAUGAAAAUGCUAAAAACUAGCUCUUGGCUAUGGCUGGCAAAAAGGAUGAAACUUCGCCAGAGAAAAUAUCAAAGCAUUCAUUGGAAUUGUUACAAACCAUAUAGAUGUGUGAAAAUGGACUUUUAAAGUGGUAUUAUAGUACCGACAUUAAUGGAAGAUUAGGAGUGAUUCUUAAACAUUACGAAUCCUAUCUGAAUUAUUGCUAGAACUAAUGAUUACCAUAUUUUAUAUAUUUUUUAUUUUCAAACGUUCAUUUU